GCAAUGUUUGUUUUUGAAUGAAUUUUCUCGAAAAUCAAAACUCUACUCUAUAGUCAGAGUACAAUUUGUUGUAACAAAGAAUGAUUUACGACUUCGUUGAACAAGACUCAGUGGAUCAAGAUCUAAACAACUUUGUGUCCACUUACAUCACGAGAAAUCGAUCGACCAGUGCCCGAAACUCGACGAUUGAUUUAUCGUUUGACGUUUCUUUUCACAACUCAAAGCAAAGAAAAAUGCAAAGAAAAACGCCAGAAGCCGCUUUUCGUACACCAAUGCAAAGAAAGACGCCAGACCAAAAAGUGAAACGAAAUCAGAGUGGUAAUUAUGAAGAAGAUAUCAGGAGUGAGGCUGAAGCCUCACAAAGGAAGUCAAACAGACUGGAGGGUAAAGGUCAUCCUUACUCAACUGCUGUAAGGCAGGAAAAGAACAGCGCGCAUGUUGGAGUGUCGGCAUCGCCUGUCAUAAGUGCUAGCAGUGGAAACAAAGGUCAGAACAGUGAGAGCGAGUUGUUCUUCUAUCUUGAACCCCCCAGUGAAGCAUCACAAGGCUUCCAGGAGUUGCGCCGCCGUGUUGGUCCCCACCUGGACCAUAUGUUUGCAGAUGAGACACAGCAGUCAACAGACGGAAACGAAAUUAGAUGCCAGAGCGAGACACCAGUAGAUGCUGAUAAAGAACAGUCAUUUGAAACUGCACGCACUCAUACAUCUACAACUUGUUCUCCUAUAGCAAAUAAUGAGAACAGAAGUGAUGGAAAAUGGGCAGACAAAGGAGCGGUGGUGGUUUGUGAUUUAAUGGACUUGGAGUCUGCCAUGUGUACAGAAGAUUUGGUUCCAGUCUUUACCAGUACCCAAGAGGAACAGACUGGAAGUUGUAACAGCAGCAGAAAUAGUCAUAGACAUAAUACCAGAAAUAGCGUGAAAAAUACGAAGAGAAAUUCCGCUCUAGAUUCGCAGACGGAAAAUGUAAAUGAAGAGGACGAACAGGAGAGCCUUUUGUGUAUAAUGGAAAAUCGUAGUGUGCAGACCGAUCCAGUUGAUCAAGUUUCUCGUGAUACCUGUACCUUACAGAUCCGAACCCAGGGAAACGAAGCUGCGAGAACUACGCCGCAAACACCGAUGCGGAAUCUUCCCAUACGAUUGAUUAGAAGAAACCUGGUUUGCACAUGUGAGAAGGACAAUAGUUUAAGCAGCACAAGUGAUAUGAGCAGGAGUUCUCGGAAACGUCAAAUAAAAGAAACAGAAGGUUUCGAAAUGGCGCUGAGGAAGGUGAAAUUCACAGACGAAGAGACUCAAGCAAUCACACGGAGCAGAUCGUCUGAUUCAUUCAGUACACAAGGUAUAAACUCAAAUUCCACCUCUACCAGAUGGAUAAUCGGCAACGAGGAUGGGGGCGAGAGAGAGGGGGAGAAGAGACGAAGUCUUAGUUCUAGCCCGAAAAAGUUGGCUACGAGGAAGUCACUUCACAUUGUAGAUAGCGACUUCAAAGACUGUCUGCGAUCUCUGAGGAGUGGUAUCAAAUCCUGCUUCUCAGACGAAACACAAGUUCCACAUAUUUUGUUGAAUCAAACUACUAAUGGCGCCGACAGUACAGAAAACAGACAAGCUAGCUCUAGUAUGAAAAGCAAUCACAAUAAUUUCACAAUUAGCGACAAUUUCAAACCAGCCUUCACUAGUACACAAAAUCCAUCAUCAUGUAGCCAUACUAGAGGCAAAACUUCCAGUUGCAAUCACGAAGAACGUUUAACUGCAGAAAACCUGAAGUCAGUUCCAAGAAAUACUUCAAAUUUUGGAGAAAGUCAUGAUGAAAAUGAGUCAUCUGGAAGCGAUGAUGAUGACGAUGAAAGAGUUGAAAUGAUUUCAAUAUCUUGUCAGACAGUUCCUGUAAGGCAUAAGCACAGGUCGGCGCAAGUAUCACAGAACGAAAUUGCAGUACCAACAGGGUCAAAAAGUGACAAUACAGUGCAGUCUUUAACUAGCAAUAGCAGUAACACUAGCCCAAUCACCAUUUCAAAGCCAAGAGCUACACCGAGAUCUAGAACAAUUUCGAAGGGAAAAGUUCCUGGAAACUUCUAUCAAUGCUGUUCGUCUUCAAAAGAAUCGUCAAACUUUGCCGCAAAUUCCAAUUUAGAGACUGUUUUUAAUAUGAAACCAGAUGAUGUCAACAAAAUGAGCGAUGCCGAAUUUUACGAAAAAUUUUGCCUUGAGUACCUCAAACACAAAUAUGAUCCUCACGGAAAACACUGAAAAGCUGAACUUUGUUCAACUUACAAUCAGCUUUUUUGUGAUUGUUGUUUUAGUUUUGUGAUGAUUUCGUGAAUUAAGUUUGAAAAUGA
This is a messenger RNA of Symsagittifera roscoffensis, 2332 nucleotides long. RefSeq lists its product as uncharacterized. The transcript has 7 exons. The record is from RefSeq and is a predicted model, not a curated record. Bases 81 to 2243 code for a protein of 720 amino acids. Lineage: Eukaryota; Metazoa; Xenacoelomorpha; Acoela; Convolutidae.